Colletotrichum tamarilloi is the source of this 1848-nucleotide messenger RNA. RefSeq names its product HET domain-containing protein. The transcript is spliced from 2 exons. Bases 1 to 1848 code for a protein of 615 amino acids. The record is from RefSeq and is a predicted model, not a curated record. Lineage: Eukaryota; Fungi; Ascomycota; Sordariomycetes; Glomerellales; Glomerellaceae.
AUGGCCGCUCGGUAUCAAUACACACCCUUCUCCGCUCCAAAAUCAAUCCGCCUCAUCCGCCUCGUCAACACCGCAGAUGAAUCCUCCCCCCUCGAAUGCUCGUUUGAAGAAACCUCCCUCGACAACCCAGUCUCCUACGCAGCCCUCUCCUACACCUGGGGAGGCGAACCCUCAAACGUCCCCCUGAGAGUAGUAAAAACUACCACCAUCGCAACAGCAACUUCCAAUGGCGCCCAGCAAAUCCAACAACCCCCGCUAAUGAUAACCCCAAACUGCGCCGCCGUCCUCAACAUCCUCCGCGGCCCACGCAUUCGCGACCUCUCACUAUGGGUCGACGCCGUCUGCAUCAACCAGUCCUCCAACGACGAGAAGAGCGUCCAGGUCGGGAUGAUGGCGGAACUCUACAAAAAGGCAAAGUACGUGUUUGUCUGGCUUGGCAACGAGUGGGCUCCUGCUUCGGUGCUUGCCUUGUACAAGGGUGUUCCGAGGGUGAAGGACGAUCAGAAGCGAGACCUAGACCCAAUCCUCCUCUCCAAAAUCCAACGCGCACCCUACUGGCUGCGCGUCUGGACCCUCCAGGAAGCAACUUACAGCAAUGCCUUCAUCCUCUGCCUCGACGGCGGGGGCGAAGCCCUCUCCACCAUCCUCCAGAACUGGGGCGACGCCCAUAAAAGUCACCCGGACCCGAACCAGCUCGCCAUCAACAUGCGUCGGAUAAUCAUCACGGACGUUUCUACUACGACCGUUACUUCUGCGAAUGUUGCUGUGAAUGCCGCAGAUGCCGACGAGCAGCGAGAAGCGGCGAAGAUUGCUGCGCGCCGCGGGAAGUUGGAUGUCUACCAGCUCAGAAUGCUGCUGUACUUACAGUCGACGGAACCCCGUCACAAAAUUUACGCCCUACGAUCUAUAUUCCCAGAGACCUUCGGAAAAGUAGCGGUCCACUACACGGAUCCCGUAGGAAAGGUUUACCGUGAGGCGACGAGGCAGCAUAUCCUGGGACAGGACAGUCUCACCCAUCUCCUCCUCCUCGAUGGAGGAGACACAUCGACACCACCGUCACCAUCAACAUCAACUUCAGCAACAAGCACUCAUGUCACCCCCGUCCCAGACCUCCCCUCCUGGGCCCUAAACUGGAACAAACAAACCACAGACGGCAGAAUCCUCCUCGACGUCCCCUCAUCCUCCUCCCGCAGCAGCAAACCCUCCUACAGAUUCUCACCCGACGCACACACGCUCUACCUCAAAGGCAGAUGCGUCGGGCGCGUAGGCGACAGGAUCAGCCCCAAACUCCCAUUAUUCGACCUAUCCUUUGUCCUAGCAGACAAGAAGGAAGAGUUCAUCGCCUGGGUAGGUGACGCCAGACGUGUCUCCCAGGCCUUCCUCGCAGACAUCUUGUCACCGCCGCCCACCGACGCAAGCAAAGAAACUCAAGAAAACGCACUUCGAACCUUUCGCAGCAUCCAAGCCCUCCUCGUGCGCAUCCUCCGCGCAAACCCACGAACGCAACCCGACGCCGCCUCCUUGACCGCAGUCUCCACACCUUCAGCACUCGCAGAAGGAGUAGCGUCACAGACACCGCCCGCCUGGUUGAAGAUAGGCAACAUCACCGUGGCCGUGGGCUCGGGCUGUAUGUUCCUCACCACUCACAACUACUUCGGGUUCUGCGUUUCGGAACCGCAGCCGGGAGAUGAGAUCUGCGUCUUUUCGGGGCUAGAUGUCCCGUUCGUCGUUCGGUCGAGGGGGAGCGGGGGGUACAUAGUCGUCGGGUAUGCGGUCGUCGACGGGGUCAUGGACGGAGAAGCGUGGCCUGAUGACGAGGGCGAGUUGGCGGAGUGGGCGUUGGUGUAG